Messenger RNA from Moesziomyces antarcticus, 1140 nucleotides. RefSeq lists its product as uncharacterized. Gene Ontology annotation, cellular component: SBF transcription complex; cytoplasm. Lineage: Eukaryota; Fungi; Basidiomycota; Ustilaginomycetes; Ustilaginales; Ustilaginaceae. The record is from RefSeq and is a predicted model, not a curated record. Gene Ontology annotation, molecular function: transcription coregulator activity. The transcript is spliced from 3 exons. The coding region runs from base 1 to 1140 and encodes 379 amino acids.
AUGAGUCUCGUUCACACCGUCACCACCAGCGCAGCACCCAUCACAAGCAGCACCAAGUCCACAGCCAUGCCGUCGCAUCCGUCGGAUCCCACUAGCGCCUCUUCCGCCGCCAUGUCGUCGCAGUCGCUCUUGCUCGCGCCCCUCCAGUCGUCCACCUCGUCCAAUGUGGCCAUCACCCCGAGCAAGGCCCGCAAACAGGCCCAGGCACAACGCACCCGCCUCGUGGCACUCUCCAAACACCUCAUGACACGGCUGCAGUACGCCAACUUCAAGGUCGAACACGGCUGGUCCAAACAAUCGCUCUCCGAAGUCGAAAACCUCUACUACCGCCAGAACCAGUCGGCAGGCACCACCUCCAACGCAACAGCUCGGACGCAAAAGAGCAACUCCACCUCGCCCGCCAGCGGCACCAGCAAGGCACCUGCAACGCCCAGCGCCGCAACAGCGCACGGUCAGAAGGGCGUAGGCUCGAGGCUCUUCAAGGAUGCCGCCAUCAAGAAGAUCGACGUCGAAGGCGGCGACGUCUUUGGCGGCUACGGCCUCGCCACGCCUCCGGCUUCCGCAGGCAGUGCGCCAGGCGCCACCUCGUACCUUUCGAGCAAGCGCGGACGCUCCACCUCCUCGACGCCCAUCUCGCCCCCCAACACGAGUGCUCACUCCUCUGCCUCCAAAGGUGGCGACGCAGCAUCGGCGCCAAAGCGCUCGCCAAACGGCAACUCCCACACUUCCGGCAGCGGCUCACGCGCAUCGCACGUCGCCUCAUCGGGCGCGACCAAGGUCUCGAAUCCCCCGGCGGCUGCAGGCGGAGCAACGAGCUACGCCGACUUUUGGAGCCGCGUAGGAAGCUCAGCCGCUGCAUCGUCGACUGCCGUCAAUGCUGCAUCUUCCAGAAGCGCCAGCCCGAGCAAGAAGCGCAGCGCUGACGACGUAGUGGCGGCGGACGGUGCAAAUGGCCCCGACGCCAGUGCCGCACCCGUGUCUCCUGCAGGAAAAGAAGCUGGAAGCUCGAGCCCGAGCAAGCGCGUUCGCAUGGACACCGAUGCGGACCGCACCAGCUCGUGGUCGGCCACCAGCAGCCCUGCCAAGGCGGCGCUUGCGGAACGAGGACCUAGCUUCGCCAGCAGCGUGCGCAGACACUGA